Messenger RNA from Penicillium canariense, 948 nucleotides. Its product is annotated as aldo/keto reductase. NCBI's taxonomy places the organism in Eukaryota, Fungi, Ascomycota, Eurotiomycetes, Eurotiales, Aspergillaceae. Bases 1 to 948 code for a protein of 315 amino acids. The record is from RefSeq and is a predicted model, not a curated record. Gene Ontology annotation, molecular function: aldose reductase (NADPH) activity. Gene Ontology annotation, cellular component: cytosol. The transcript has 4 exons.
AUGGCGGCGCAAACACAGAAGACUUUUAAGCUCAACACGGGUGCCCAUAUCCCUGCUAUCGGGCUUGGAACAUGGCAGGAUGAAGCUGCUCAGGAGGCUGCAGUUCUUGUGGCUCUCCAGGCUGGCUACCGGCACAUAGACACCGCUCAAUGCUAUGGCACUGAGCCAGCUGUCGGGAGGGCUAUCAAGCAGAGUGGCGUGCCGCGGAGCGAGAUAUUCGUUACAAGCAAGCUGUGGAACCACAAACACCAUCCCGACGAUGUUGCCCAGUCGUUGCAGCAAACAUUGGAUGAUCUGGGCCUAGAAUAUCUCGAUCUUUUCCUCAUGCACUGGCCUGUCGCCUUCAAGCGUGGAGAUGAUCCGUUCCCUUCUGAUAAGGACGGCAACAUAAUAACUGAGGAUAUUGACUAUGUUGAGACUUACAAGGCAAUGGAUGCUGUUCGCAAGACUGGAAAAACCAAGGCUAUUGGAGUUAGCAAUUUUUCCCGAAAGGAACUAGAGCGCAUUCUUGAGAAUUCACCAACUGUUCCAGCAGUCCACCAGAUGGAGCUGCAUCCGUGGCUGCAACAAAAAGACUGGGCAGAAUUCCACCAGAAGAAGGGUAUCCAUGUGACCCAGUACUCGCCAUUUGGUAACCAGAAUGAGAUUUAUGGUGGUCGCGAGGAUCAUGGUCAGCUAGUGAACGACCAAAAACUGGUGGAGAUCGGAAAGAAAUACGGCAAAACCUCGGCCCAGAUUGCUCUAGCUUGGGGCAUAUCCCAUGGCCGUUCUGUCAUUCCAAAGUCCAAAUCACCGGAACGAAUUAUGCAAAACUUCGAUAUUGCGUUUGAGCUCCAGGAUUCGGAUAUUGAAGAGAUCGACAAGCUCGAUAAGAAGCUCCGCUUCAAUGAUUCAAGCAAAGAUUUUGGAUAUGACCUCUUUUCAGAUCUGGAGGGCAAGCAAAAGUAA